GGGGGGGGGGCUAAAAUAGGCUGCACAGGACAAUUCAUAGACAUCAUCUCCCACCCCACGGAUGUUGUUGACUAGGGCACACAUUCCCCGUUAUUGACCGUGGUCCUUUAUUUCAGAAACCGUUCAUCACUUCCGGGUUAUUAGUCACGUGACGCAAACAUGGCGACUUCGAUCUUAGAUUUUCCUCCUGAACUUUUAUCCUAUUUACUGAGUUUUACAGGUGGACUCGACUUGUCCAAUGUGUGUCAAUCAUGCAGGAAGAUGCGCGAAUCGUCUAGAGUUGAGUCGAUUUGGCAGAGAAGAUGUAAAGAAGAAUAUGGGGUUUCUGUCUCAGCCAAGGAUCUACAGCCAUUCACAUUCUACCAACUUUAUACAAAAUUAUUGUACAAGUAUGGAUCUAUUCUUGGGUUGUGGAAACCUCUUCUAGGACCAUAUGGCGGAAUUACACACGUCAAACUCAACAAAGACAGACUUGAAAUAUGGUUGAUAACAACUUCAGCGGAUAAGGAAAUCACAAGUCCUUUACGCCAACAACUUUUGUAUAGUAUCGCCAUCAACCUUGGUGGUCCAGAGCAGGUACUCUGUCACCAAGGACACAAGGGUACACAUCAAUGUACAUUUCUUAUACAAGGUAAUGACAAAGGGGCUUAUCAAGCAGGUGAAGGAGAAAAUGAAAAAGUUCCUGAUGAAUGUGGAGAUGCUCAAAAUAAUACUGCUGAUGACACUAAUGAUGAUAGUGAUAAUUACAGUGAUGAGAGUGAAAAUGAAUUGGAUAAUUAUGACUGGAAUGAAAUUCAAGGAAAAAAGUGGUCAGACGAUACAAAAGUAAAGUUCAGAGUUAUAUGUAAAAGAUCCCAUGACCAUCCCAAUGGGAUUCAUGCUGAAUAUUUAGCUUGGUAUAAAGAAGAGACAGGGAAAGCCCAUGCUUCUGGAGAACAAGGUUUUGAAGCGUGGUUUGUGAAUCUUCAAUACGGAUUUGAUGAACAUCUAUUAAGAACCAAGUUUGACAUCAUCAGGACCUUAAAUACCUCACUGAAGUUCUCAAGACUGCACCUACCAACCAAUCAAAAUGGAAAGAUUAUUCAACCCGGACUUUUCAAAGGAACUUAUGGGGCACAUGGCAUUGAGAUUGUCAAACUUGACUAUGAUGUGGACAAAAAUGAAGCUAAUGCUAUCAAAAUAACUGGAGAUCCCAAUGUACCAGCCGGUGAGUGGACCCUAAAUAUUGACCUCAGUAGACCUAUGCAAUUGACCCUAGCACAACAGAAGAGAUUGGCAGAUUUACAAGAUAUAGAUAUCCCAGAUAUUUCCCCCCAGAUUCCUCCCCAAGAGAUUCCUCCCCAGCCUUUCAAAAUACCAGCAGGGUGCAUGGAGAGAGCCAAAGAUGUACCUAGUUCAUGUAUAGCAAGAUUUCAUGGACAUGGGCAAAUUGCAGGGCAUGCCUUUGACAAUCCUUCAACUACUCCUGGACAUUGGAUUGUCUUUAAUGAGGAUAGUUUUGGCUUUAUCUGGAUGGAACUAAGGUCUUUUAGCAUAUAUUCAAGAGUUAAAGAGACAUUUUCCUAGGCAAACGUUGUGAUAAUUCACAAAAGUUAUUACCCUUUGCAUUCGUUCGACUUC
Messenger RNA from Owenia fusiformis, 1620 nucleotides. The record is from the annotation of a GenBank genome assembly. NCBI's taxonomy places the organism in Eukaryota, Metazoa, Annelida, Polychaeta, Sabellida, Oweniidae.